Megachile rotundata (alfalfa leafcutting bee) is the source of this 5973-nucleotide messenger RNA. It is a transcript of the gene Cad88C, whose product is annotated as cadherin 88C. Gene Ontology annotation, molecular function: calcium ion binding; cadherin binding; beta-catenin binding. Gene Ontology annotation, cellular component: plasma membrane; adherens junction; catenin complex. Gene Ontology annotation, biological process: calcium-dependent cell-cell adhesion; cell-cell adhesion mediated by cadherin; cell morphogenesis. NCBI's taxonomy places the organism in Eukaryota, Metazoa, Arthropoda, Insecta, Hymenoptera, Megachilidae. The record is from RefSeq and is a predicted model, not a curated record.
GUAGCAUCGUGCACGACAGUUCUAUGGAAACGGAUCCACACAAUCGUAGCAAGGAUCGCAAUUAUCUGCACAACGGUUACGCUAAUUCGACAAAAGAAAGUAAUCAUGUCAAUUAAGCAGAGCUCGCCAACAAGAUGACCUCAACAAAGCCAAUCAUCACGUUUUCAUGGCUGUUAAGAUCGUACAAGAGACGAAGAUUCAAGCCUGAAUGCCUUGUUUUUGUGUUUGCUUGUCUUUUGACGACUUGCGAGGCUAGAAAUAAUCCGCCACGUUUUCUUAUCGAUGGACAAACGGAAAUUAUUCUCAGGUUGAAGGAAGGUCCUGAUACACCAGUUGGCAGUUUAAUUUACAGGCUUCGUGGCGUCGAUCCUGACGGUGACAGCCUGAUGUUCGGUGUUAGAGAUCAGCCUGACAGCGACGUGAUUCGGGUCGAGAAUUUUAGUCCAAACCAGGCCAAUAUUUACCUGAACAAAUUGCUGGACAGAGAGACUAGGGAUGAGUAUGCAUUGGUGCUAACUCUGACGGAUGGAAGACUCGGCGAGGGAAACUUCAUCACGCAAAGUUUGCUGUUGCUGGUAGAAGAUGUCAAUGACAACGUGCCAAUUUUCCGACCACAUCCAACUUCGUUGACAGUUCGCGAGGAUUCAGGACCGGGUAUUCUAACCACGGUCGAAGCUACUGACGCGGAUUUGGGAGCACAUGGGCAAGUGGUUUACUAUCUGCAAGAACUUGACGGAGACAAUGAUGUGUUUAGUAUCGCUACUGUCAAUGGUAAAGGUGUCAUCCGUCUUGUUGGACAUCUGGAUUAUGAAAGAAAAUAUCUGUACCAACUCAGGAUUUUGGCCAUCGAUCGUGCGAUAAACGAAAAGGUAAAUACUGGAACAACCGCGAUACUCGUGAAGGUGCAAGAUGUCGAAGAUCAGCCACCAGAAUUUAUAACCAUGACGCCUGUUGCUAGGAUCAGUGAAAAUGUUCGGAUAGGCACUUCCGUUCUUCAAGUUCGUGCAGUAGACGGUGAUAAAGGAAUAAACAACAAAGUGACAUACAGUAUAACUCAGGGUCCAAAAUACUUGUUCGACAUAGACGCCACUUCCGGUCUGGUGUUCACCAGAGCUCAACUCGACAGGGAGGCAGAAGAAAAUGCCGACGGCACUUUUAUCCUGGAAAUUACAGUGAAAGAAGUGUCGAAAAUAGUACCACCGCCGUCAGUUUCGACCGAAGUCACCAUUAUUCUUACAGACGUGAACGACGAAACACCAAAGUUUCGAAGCACGCGAUAUCGCGCCGAGAUAAAUGAAAAUGCGCCGCAUAAUACCCCUGUUAAUUUCAUCGGCGAUGCGAUACCGGAAGUCUACGAUCAUGAUUUGGGAACAAAUGGUACAUUUAGAAUGUACAUCGAAGGCGACGAAGGUAUAUUUGACGUUACACCAUCGAGGGGAAUUAAUGAAGCUCCUUUCCUAAUACGCGUGAAAAAUUCUAGCAAACUCGAUUUUGAGGAAAGGACAGAGGUAAAUUUUACGCUAAUCGCAAAAGAGGUAGUGACAGUGGCACCGAAGCUCAGCAAAGUGUCAGUAGUGGUUUUCAUAAAAGAUCAAAACGACAAUUAUCCAGAAUUCACCGAAGACACCUACGAAGUGUCAAUACCAGAAAACUGUGCUGUUGGCACAACAGUGGCGUGGGUUCAAGCUUUGGAUGAGGACAGCGGUAGUUUUGGUACCCGUGGAAUCAGAUACACCAAUUUAGGAGGCAGUAUUGCACAUGCAUUAUCGAUGGAUCCAGUAUCAGGUAUAAUCACAGUAAAAGAACCUGGUCCAAGCUUCGAUCGAGAACUAGUGUCGAGACAUUAUUUAACCGUCGAAGCAAGGGACGAUCGUGGAAAAGGUAAUCAGAAUACAGUUCAACUGAUUGUGAAUGUGAACGACGUCAACGACAACGCUCCUGUAUUUUUGCAAAAGAAGUACGAAGCUGUGCUUCUGGAAAAUGAAGAUCAUUUCGAGUCACCCUUAAUCGUUGAAGCAUUUGACAUUGACUUAAAUGGAACCAAAAACAGCGAAGUAAUUUACGCAUUAGUAUCAGGCGAACUUUCAAAGAAUUUUAGCAUCGAUUCGAAACGAGGGGUAAUCACCCCAACAACACCGUUAGAUUAUGAAGCACUGCCUAUUAGUCAAGGGCAUAAGGAAACGUCAGUCCGUCCAUUGAGAUUGACAGUGCGGGCUAGGGAUAUGGGCACACCAAGCUUAAGUUCAGACGCGCCAUUAAUUAUCUACUUGAAGGAUGUUAAUGAUAACCCACCCGCAUUUGAGAGAACCUUGUACAAGAGGAGCAUUCCUGAAGACUUACCUGGUGGCACGAGCGUAGUUCAGGUCAGAGCUUGGGACAAAGACUUAUCCUCCCCAAACAAUAAAUUAGUUUACCGAAUUCAAAGUGGUGCAGGUGAUAAAUUUGUGAUCAGUCCGGAGACAGGUGUUAUUAGAGUUGCACCUGGCUCUAAUUUAGACCCAGAUCUUACUUCGCCAAAAACCAUUCGCUAUAAUUUGAACGUCCUUGCAAUCGACAGUGGAACGGAAGUGCAGAGAACUGCUGAAGUUCUUGUUAAUAUCACCAUUGUGGAUGUUAAUAACAAACCUCCAAUUUUUAUUGAUCCUGGAACUGUUACUAUCCGCGAAAAUACACAGGUUGGCGCAUAUGUGCAUCGUGUCGUCGCUAACGAUCCAGAUAUAUCACCAGUUUUGAGAUAUCGCAUUGACCCGAAUUCUUCGGAGGCAAGGAACGAGGAAGGAACUUUGAUCAAAAUUCAGGAAUACGAUUAUCUUUCCGCUUUAGAAUUGAACGCACUUGAUGGAUUGCUGAGAGUGGUUAAAUUGUUGGAUAGAGAGAGAGUGGAGACUAUAAGGUUGGGACUCGUUGUUGAAGAUUUAGCUGCGGUUAAAGAAGUACAAACUGCAUUCGCAAUAUUGAACAUAAUAAUUGAGGACGAAAACGAUAAUAAUCCAAGAUUCCGAAGACCAUUUUAUAGACGGUCAGUGACCGAGAACAGUAAAAAUGGCGUCAACAUUGUUAGCAUCGUGGCUGACGAUGCUGACAAAAAUCGUAGUAUUACGUAUUCGUUGGAAAGUCCAAAAGAACUUGCAGAUUUGGUGCACCUUGAUUCUGAAACGGGAGAAAUGGUCGUCGCGAAUAAAAUCGAUAGAGAACAAUAUUCCUGGCUUAAUCUUACGGUGAGGGCCACUGACUCUGGAAUACCGCCAAGAUCAAGUUUAUCGGAGGUUUACGUCCAGGUAUUAGAUGAAAAUGACAAUAACCCAUAUUUCAUUACCGAUAUCAAUAAUAUAAUGGUAAUGGAGAACGUCAAAGUUGGUACAACAAUAGCUACUAUUCAGGCUAAUGAUCCUGAUAGCGGUGAUUAUGGGAAAAUUACGUAUUUGUUAGAUAGGAUGUCGUCUCAGGGAACGUUUGCCAUUCAUCCUGAAACUGGUGCUUUAACAGUAGCAGAUUCCAUUGAUUGGGAAACUAAACAAAGCUAUGUUCUAGUCAUAGAAGCUUGGGAUAAUUAUCAGUUCGGUUACACGGCUGGUGAAUCGAGAAAUGCCUUCAAACAAAUUCAGGUUACAGUAGUAGAUGUAAAUGACAACCCACCAAAAAUGGACAUUCCUCCAACAUGCAUCACUAUAUCAGAGUUCCACGAUAUCAAGGACUUAAUUUUCGCCAUUAAAGUGAAGGAUGCGGAUGACCCAACUACACCGAAUGGUCGUGUGAGAAUCAGAAUUCUCUCCGGAAAUGAAUUAGGUUUAUUCAUCUUAGAACAAACGGAUUAUUGGACAGCACACAUAAAAGCGGCUCAUUCACUCCGAGGAAAAUUCGGGAAUUACUCACUGCAUUUGGAAGCUAGAGAUCUUGGAAAUCCUUCUAAUAAAGACACUUCGGUCUUAAAUAUUUGCGUUACCGAUUACAAUGAUAAUCCUCCAGUGUUUAUUAGUCCUCAACAUAAUACAACUAUUCGCGUGCCAGAGAAUGUAACAGUUGGAACAGCAAUCAUCCAAAUCGAGGCCGCAGAUGCUGACACCGGACCAAACGGUGACGUUCAUUAUCGUCUAAAACAAGAUUUGGCUGGUCACUGGAGAACUUUUCACAUCGAUGACAAAACUGGAAUUAUUUCACUGAAACUUCCACUGGACAGAGAAACUCAAAAAUUAUACGAGAUCAGAGUAGAAGCAUACGAUUUAGGUACUCCAACUCCACUCAGUUCGGAUUUGGAUCUAAUCAUUUACGUCCGAAACAUCAACGAUUACGAGCCUCAAUUCUUAGUGGACAUUUUCAACAUUAAUUUCACAGAGGAGCAACCUCCUGGGUCGGAAAAGAUUUUGCUUCCAGAAACUAUUGACAGGGACGAAGUUGACGAUCUCGAUGAUCCGCCUACUCAAGUCUGUUAUUUCAUAAUCAGCGGAAAUGAGGACAGUUUAUUCACUUUGGAUAUUUUCAAACACGAGUUAACCACUGCCAGAACUUUAGACAGAGAGCAACAGGAGCAACAUUUGUUGAUAAUUAAGGCGACAGAGGAUUGUAGCACUGUCCCAGUGCCAUUGAAUGAAACAUUUUUCGAUGAAGCAAACGACACUACGUUAAAAGUUAUUAUUGACGUGACUGACAUAAACGAUAAUCCGCCAAAAUUUGUUAGCAAAAUCUUCACUGGAGGUGUUACUACGGAAGCUGACUUUGGAACCCAGUUUAUGGAAGUUAAGGCAAUCGAUUUAGACGCUGGUGAUAAUGCAGUAAUUAAUUAUUACCACGUGGGCAAGAUGCACAUGACUUUAACCGAGGGACUAGAUGACAUUGAAUUACAACCUUUCUUGGUUAACAAACUCACAGGAAUUAUAAGUCUAAAUUUUGAUCCCCAAAGAGGAAUGAAAGGAUACUUCGAUUUUAUGGUAAUAGCCAAUGACACAGAUGGUCUACAAGACACUGCAAGAGUGUUUAUUUAUUUACUGCGAGAAGAUCAAAGGGUUCGUUUCGUGUUGCGACAACAUCCACCGGAAGUUCGGAAUAGGAUAGAAACAUUCAGAGAAACACUAGGAAACGUGACCGGAGCAAUAGUAAACAUCGACGAAUACAAGAUUCACGAGAACCACGACGGUUCCGUCGAUCGAACAAAAACAGACCUAUACAUGCACCUUGUAAAUCGGCGCGACAAUUCCAUUCUCGAAGUAUCCGAGGUACUAGAAUUAGUCGACAGAAAUAUAGAGAAGCUCGAUAGUCUGUUCAAAGAAUUCAACGUGCUCGACACGCAACCAGCGCAAUAUCAACCGAUUGUUCAGUAUGAGCAAGCUGGAACGACGUUUUGGCUUUUGACUUUGACCUUGUUUCUGGGAGCUCUGCUAAUUUUGUGCAUAGCGUUGUGCCUCUCGCAGAGGGCUUCGUUUCGCAGGCAAUUGAAAGCAGCUAAUGCUUCAUCUUUUGGUACGUCGGAUGCAGAAUUUAUUAGGGGACCUGGACGAGUUCCUAACACGAAUAAGCAUAGUGUGGAAGGUUCGAACCCUAUAUGGAUGCAUGCUUACGAAAAUGAGUGGUUCAAAAGUGAUGAAUCUAUUAGUCAUACUUCUGAAAGAGAUUCUCUUGACGAAAAUGCUUUGAACAACGAAGAAAUGAUGAACGAAGCUAACACAGACCAAAGAAAUGAAGAUAAGCCGUAUUAUAUUGAGCCAAGAACUACUUCCAUUUCAAGCUCGGAAAGUGUAACAAUUCCAAACGAUUUUCACCGAAAUUCGUCCAUUUAUAGAACACAGAACACGAUUGUGAAUCCUCUUGGCAAGAAAAUCGAAACGACUGAGCUGUAAUCGAACAACGACCGGUAAAACUUCGAAUAUAGCUUAAUUAUUAUCAUCCAUAGAUUCAUAAGUGAAAUGUAAAUUUAGAAUUAUAAAUGUACAUAAAUAGUCUUAUGUCGUACAAAGUAUAGAAUGUAUUUAAUAUUUAUUU